This is a messenger RNA of Histoplasma capsulatum G186AR, 1149 nucleotides long. RefSeq names its product arginase. Lineage: Eukaryota; Fungi; Ascomycota; Eurotiomycetes; Onygenales; Ajellomycetaceae. The record is from RefSeq and is a predicted model, not a curated record. Gene Ontology annotation, molecular function: metal ion binding; agmatinase activity. The transcript has 8 exons. Bases 1 to 1149 code for a protein of 382 amino acids.
AUGCGCUCCUCCCGUUUGCUUUUGCUCCAGCUUUGGGCGGAAUUGAACAUCGCUGCAGAUAUUGUGUUUUCCUCAGCUGCAGUCGUUCAUGGUGCAACAGCACAAAUGCCCCUUGGACUUGAUGAUACCAUCGAUAUUGUGUCUGACAGUCAGUUCUCCGGACUAAUGACCUUUGCGAAUGUACCGUAUGUCAAUUGCUUCGUGGAUAGCGAGGCAACGAAACAGCCAUAUGACAUUGCGUUUAUGGGAGCACCUUUUGAUACGGGCGUAACUGCUCGCCCUGGUGCACGAUUUGGCCCUGGAGGGAUCCGUCAGGGUUCCCGGCGCAUUAGGCCAGAUGGCGCCUGGAGCAUCUACACCGGAGAAAACGUGUUCGCAAGUUGGGCAAGCAUUGUGGAUUGCGGCGACGUUCCCUUGACUUUCUUGGAUAAUACCGUCGCUUUGAAGCAACUUGGCAAGGCACAUAAGGUUGUUUCGUCUCGACCCGCCAAUUCCUCUGAUGUUUCGACGAUCCCUCGCAUAAUUACGCUUGGUGGCGACCACACGACAACUCUACCAGCGUUGCGAUCAACAUAUAAGCAUUGGGGCCCAGUCUCCGUCAUUCAUUUUGAUAGUCAUAUCGACACAUGGGACCCUUCUGUGCUAGGUGGCGGCAUUUCAAACUAUGCCGGUGUCAAUCACGGCACAUUCCUCCAUAUCGCCCAUGAAGAAGGCCUUGUCCUCAACUCCUCCUCCAUUCACGUCGGAAUUCGGGGGCCCGUAGUGCGUCCCAAAAAUGACAUAAAAAAUGAUAUCCAGUGCGGGUUUGACAUCAUCACAGCCCGCGACAUUGACCGCAUCGGCACAAGUGGCAUCGUGGAGAAGAUUCAAAACCGCGUCGGGAACAAUAAGGCGUAUUUAAGUGUUGAUAUUGAUGUGUUGGAUCCUGCAUUCGCACCUGCAACCGGAACACCGGAACCCGGAGGGUUCAGUACUCGUGAGCUUCUCACCAUCCUCGAUGCGCUUGCAGACACCGAAAUCCAGGUCGUUGGUGCUGAUGUCGUUGAAGUUGCACCUAUAUAUGAUACAGCUGGGGAAUCAACAGCACUAGCAGCGGCAGAAGUGGCGCAUUCACUGUUGGCGCUGAUGGUUAGCGGGCCUUUCAAAUAG